AUGGAUGAUAGAAAUGUGAGCAUGACAACCUAUUUUAUUAUUACUGGCAUUUCAGGCCAGCCUUCAUUCCAUUUUUUUGUUUUUCUCCUGGUUUUGCUCAUUUAUCUCAUCACUCUUGGAGGUAAUGUGACCAUCUUCCUCCUUGUUUGUCUAGAUCAUCAUCUCCAUACACCCAUGUAUUUUUUCUUAGCCAACUUGUCUAUCUUGGACAUUAGUUGUUCUACAAUCACUCUUCAUAAAAUCCUUACUUCUUUUAUAUCAGGAGAUAACACUGUCUCAGUUUCAAAAUGUCUUGUGCAAAUUUUUGCCUUUUUGUCAUUGACUUGUGAUGAAUUGCUGGUUUUGGCAGCUAUGAGUUAUGAUCGUUAUGUUGCUAUCUGCAGACCUUUACAUUAUCAUCGUGUCAUGAAUUCUAAGCUUUGUGUACUUUUGGCCUGUUUAUGUUGGGUAUGUGGUUUCCUUGAAAGCCUACCAACUUUUAUGAAGACCUUUGAAUUAACAUGUUAUGAGUCCAACAUGAUCAACCAUUUCUACUGUGACAUUGUGCCUGUCCUGAAGCUGUCAUGCAGUGACACAUCUUUUCUCCAGCUCUAUAUUCUCACUGUAGGGGUGAUGGUUUGUGGUUUUACACCAUUUGCCCUUACGUUCAUCUCCUACAUUUUCAUAAUUGCCGCUAUCUUGUCCAUACGUUCUAGCAGUGGCAGACGUAAAGCCUUUUACACAUGUUCCUCUCACCUUAUAGUUGUCGUCUGUCUCUAUGCUUCUCUUUUUUUGCAAUAUCUGAGGCCGACGUCAUCCAUCAAUUUAGGUUCAAAUAAAUAUUUUUCUUUGUUUAAUGCAGCUGCUGUCCCUAUACUGAACCCCCUGAUCUACAGCCUAAAGAAUAAAGAUGUGAAAGCGGCUAUAAAGAGAAGAAUAAGAUUUGAUUUAGUAUCAACCAGUAUUCGGGGUCAUAAUCAGGAAAUUUAA
This is a messenger RNA of Bufo bufo (common toad), 969 nucleotides long. Its product is annotated as olfactory receptor 6C1-like. Gene Ontology annotation, cellular component: membrane. Gene Ontology annotation, biological process: G protein-coupled receptor signaling pathway. Lineage: Eukaryota; Metazoa; Chordata; Amphibia; Anura; Bufonidae. The record is from RefSeq and is a predicted model, not a curated record. The transcript has a single exon. The coding region runs from base 1 to 969 and encodes 322 amino acids. Gene Ontology annotation, molecular function: G protein-coupled receptor activity; olfactory receptor activity.